AUGUCCAGCACCAGCACCCAAGUUCAACUCAGCGACGGAGCAAAGCUUCACGUCUGGCUUCUCGGUUCCGAAAACAAGACCAAGCCACUUGUCAUUGUUCUUCACGGCGCCCCAGGACUGUCCAGUCACACAUCGACCGAGUCCGCAUACAAGUUCCUUGCUGAGAAAUUCCGUGUGCUCGUCUAUGAUGCUCGGGGCAGUGGCGCUAGCGACAUCAAAGGCCCCUUUACUGAUGAGCGUUGGAUCACUGAUGUUGACGAGCUCAGGGAGUGGGUGGGAGUCGAAACAUUCAUCCUGGCUGGAUAUUCCUACGGAGGGUUCCUUGCGCUAACCUACGCCUUGGCAUUUCCCAACCGUCUCUCUGGCUUGAUCCUACAGAACACAUGGGCAUGCGGGCCCCUUGGAACUCAUCGAGUCCUUGCUUCCCUUUUGACUUCGAACCGUAUUAAGCCGGAUCCCGCUCGACAGGCCAGACUAUGGUCUGGAAAUGUGAGAGACAAGGAGGACGCCGAACAAGGUCUUGCCGAGAUCAUCGCCAUCUACACCCCUGAGAAGGACGAACCAUCAUCCGAGCCACCCUCUUUCGACUCAUUCGAGAGUGCAGGCGGCGAGUCCCAUCUGCACUGGGAGGUUCACAACGCGGCCUUUUCUUUCAGCCAACCUCGCUUCGACGUUCGAGGUAGACUUGGAGAGAUUAAAACUCCCACCUUGGUAGUUGUGGGAAGUCAUGACGUCGUCUGUCCUCUGGAAGAGGCUGAGGAUAUUAGCAGGGGAAUUCCCAACAGCGAGUUGGUUGUAUUUGAUCACUCGGGACAUAACCCGGCAGCUGAUGAACCGGAGAAGUUUCAAAAGGUUGUCCUCGGGUUCUUGGAGAAGCUUUGA
This is a messenger RNA of Fusarium keratoplasticum, 882 nucleotides long. Its product is annotated as AB hydrolase-1 domain-containing protein. Bases 1 to 882 code for a protein of 293 amino acids. Gene Ontology annotation, molecular function: peptidase activity. The transcript is spliced from 2 exons. Gene Ontology annotation, biological process: proteolysis. The record is from RefSeq and is a predicted model, not a curated record. Lineage: Eukaryota; Fungi; Ascomycota; Sordariomycetes; Hypocreales; Nectriaceae.